Molecule: messenger RNA, 1143 nt
Organism: Lachancea thermotolerans CBS 6340
Lineage: Eukaryota; Fungi; Ascomycota; Saccharomycetes; Saccharomycetales; Saccharomycetaceae
Gene: RRN9
Product: Rrn9p
Exons: 1
Coding region: 1-1143 (380 amino acids)
Source: RefSeq, a predicted model, not a curated record
AUGAACAGCAGCGCUUCAGAGGACGAUGGUCCUAACAAAACAUCAAGUACACCUUCAGAAUCUCGGCAACUUGACCGGGUAGAGAGAGAGGUCUUGAAAGAGGCAAAUGAGUUGCUAGAGUCUUUGGAACAUACUCACAGAGGUGAUUUGGCGCUGCACCUUUAUUCAACACAUUUGCUAAAAUCAGUUUUGAAAGCAGCAAACAGGAAGAAGUUCGCGCUUGAAACCAACACAUUUAUCAAGACACAGAUCAAGGACAACUGGACGAGUUGGCCGAAUCCUAGCACAGUUAUUGAUCCACGAACUAAUUCGCUUUUCGAAGAUGACGUUAUGCACCAAGGGGCCUCUAGGAGCUUGGAAACAGGUGAAAUCUCGCCUGCUGGUUUAGAGCAUGCCUCCAGCAUGGUCCGCGCGGAGCUAAAUGCCGUAUGGCAACGUUCUCUUGCAGCUAUGUCUUCAAACGCUGGAAUUACCUUAGACGUGGACAAAAUGGACGUUCCCCCAGCAAUAGCUCAUUCGAUUAUGGACAAAAUGGACCUUUUCUUCAAAGGUCUACAUACUACCGUAGCCGCGCCCAACAAGCUGAAGCUAUCUCAACUGGCCAACUCUAGCCAGCUGCAGAUCUCAGAGGCCCAGAAAACCAGAGACCCUGUCUCCAUGAAUCGCAAAAUCAAGCUCGACUACAGAGAUAUUAUUAUUCGUGGAUGUCAAAUGCAGGAAGAUAUGUAUGAGAUUUACAUGAAGUCAUUAGAGCUGUAUCGUGAUAUCCCAUCAAAAUACAGGAAGGAAGAGUUUAAGCUGCCGAAGCGGGAACUACGGAAGUAUAGCUCGAGAAGCCGGCGAGUAACAGAGGGAUCCUUGAUACGGAAACACGAUUCGAGAGCCGGAUUUGUGAAUGCAGGGAAGCUGUUAAAGCAGAGCGGUCUUGAUUUUGAAACCAGAACCAAGUUAAGGCUACUACUGCAGAAGGAAGCAGACCGCUCUAAAGACCGUAAGACAUUUCUAUGGGUCAAAGGGUAUCGUAAAGAGCAGGAUGAAGAAAGCGGCAAGGAUCAAGAUUAUUCUGUGGACGACUUAUAUGUUCCUUUGAGACGCAGUGUGUCACGCGAAGUUCGCAAAAGCUUCGGCGAAAACGAGGUCUAG